AUGUCAGUAACCAUCCGUCCAAUUGAGGCAAAAGAUAAAGAAGAAUGGUUGAAUCUUUGGACCGGUCCAGGAGGAUACAUUGAGUUCUACAAAGCUCAAAGCGCCAUUACACCGGAGAUUUCCGACACGACAUUUGCAAGAUUCUUGGACCCAACUGUGCCAAUGUACUCGGCAGUGGCUGUUGAUGACUCAACAGGGAAAGUAAUUGGAUUUGCAAACUACUUGGCCCAUUUAAACACCUGGACUGUGGAAGACACCAUGUAUUUGAACGAUUUGUUCGUGUCUGCCGAUAACAGACUUCACGGUGUGGGAAGAAAAUUGAUCGAGCACGUUUACGCAGAAACCGAUAAGUUGGGCUGCAAAAAAUGCUACUGGAUGACGCAGUUCGAAAACCACCGCGCCCAAUUGUUGUACACCAAAGUCGGGGUCAAAGGUGGGUUCUUGGCAUACUUUAGACCAGGCGAUAUCUAA
Messenger RNA from Lodderomyces beijingensis, 471 nucleotides. The record is from the annotation of a GenBank genome assembly. Lineage: Eukaryota; Fungi; Ascomycota; Pichiomycetes; Serinales; Debaryomycetaceae.